CCUCGCUCAUUGACGUGGUAGCCGUCACCGAGACACUUGACAGAGGCUCCAUUGCACCGUCUACGGACGCUGGUGAUUCCAUCACCGAAGCAACCACCUUACUUGCACCUAUCAGACCAACUGAUCGCAUUGAAACAGGCUCUCUUGCCCCCAUAUGGGCUGUAGGGGUAGCCAUUGUGAUUGCUGUGGUCUGUAUAGGCCUGAAUUUAGGCCUGUUAUCAGCCUACAUCUGUUAUCGAAGGAAACGGUCACGGAAACAGACAGCUCAAAUAACCAUCAACAAAGGUCCUACCCUGCAUGCCUAUAAUCCGACCCUUUAA
Molecule: messenger RNA, 320 nt
Organism: Haemonchus placei
Lineage: Eukaryota; Metazoa; Nematoda; Chromadorea; Rhabditida; Trichostrongylidae
Source: the annotation of a GenBank genome assembly